AUGGCUACACCAACAGUCGAUUUACCACCGAACUGUGAAGAAGAGGUUUCUGCGCCGAUACUGGAUCAUGCUCAAGGUUUGGUAUCGGCGAUUGGGGUAGCAGCCGUCGCAGCUGUCGCAGUAGGAGAUGGCCUCACUAAUGGACUCGGAUAUACAAAGCCAAAAACAUUCCAGGGUCACAUGGGGCAAGAAGAUUGCCAAAUUCAUCAAGUAGAACAGCGAGAGGCAAAACAACAAAGGAGCCUAAGAGAAGCGCAGGAGAAGUGGGAUGCUGCAACCAUGGGAGCGGCAACAAGGGUCGAAACAGUUAUAGCGGCGGAAGGAGUAGGAGGAGGAGGAGGAGAACCAGAAGAUGGAGGAGGGCUUGAAGGGGUGCACCUUCCGCCUAGAAAAGGCGCUGAUGCGGCAGGUCAACAGGUCAGAGCUGCUCUUUCCCGCACCCGCCUUGGCCGUUCGAACCCCUCCAUCUCCAGCUCCAGCUCCAGCUCCAACUCCAACUCCAGUUCAGGUUCAGGCGCAUCCUCAUACAGCACCAACACCACCACCACCACCACUUCACCUGCUGCAGCUUCACAGAACAACGCCCUAAACUUCACACAAACCGGUCGCAUUACAAAAUCUCGCCAUCGUGCCUCUCUUUCGGCCCCGAUCGCGGCUUCAUUAGUAACUGCUGCUAUUACAGAAAGCGCCAGGUUAUCUUACGAGGCAAAGCUCACUGCGGCGCUCGCUGCUAAUAUACCCGGCAAGAUGGUCGGCAGCCAUUCGAGCACGACAACCACGGCUUUGCCCUCAAUAAAAGCGAACGGCUUGCCAUCGCUGUCGCCAACUCCCAGGACAAACAGUUCCACACCAACUAUAAGCAAUUCUUCCAUUGACAGGGAUCAACCUGUGGUUUCCUUCUGGGGCCCUGAACCUAUCGCUCUCCCCUCACGUUUUGCCCGCAUCAAGCAGAACCUCAUCCGCGGUCACGAGGCUGAGCUCGAAGCUAGCUGGGCUCGUCUCAUUACUGCGCUGCGUAAAGAGGUCAGUCAUAUAGAAGAUCUGGGGGCCCACCUAAUUCCCUCAAUUGAGUUUGGCGAUCUUGAUGACUCUGUUCAGACUGCCCGCUUCGGACAUGAUCUGAGACGCUACGGUGUUGGAGUCGUCCGCAAGGUUGUUCCUAGAGCAGAUACCGAUACUGCAGUCCGCGAGACGGUCGACUAUCUUGACAGCAAGCGGCACGUGAAAGCAAAAGCAUUGCAACAACAUGAUCCUGCCUGCUUCGACUUCUUCUGGACUCCUGCACAAGUCCGCUCAAGAGCGCACCCUAACGUUCUGAGUGCUCAACGCUUUAUGAUGGGUCUCUGGGAGACCAGCCCCGACGAUCAACUUGUCACGCGCCUUCCUAUUACCUACGUCGAUCGCAUACGUGUGCAUGGAAAUAGCGAGAGCCAAUCUAACAACCUCAACGUCCCACCUCUUGAACCACCACAAUCCGCCAAUGAUUGGAUACAAGCUUUGCAGUCGUCUGCAGGCAUCACCGCCCAGGUCGAUAACGGGUCCCUCGAGCGCUGGGAACCUGAUGGGUACCAACACGCGGGAACUUAUAACCACAUCUUCCAUGGCAAAUGGGAGGAUUAUGAUCCGUGGAAAUGUACCAGCCGAACCUCUGUGACUACCGACCUCUACAAUGGUUACGGUGCUUGUACUAUCUUUCGCAUGUUCCAAGGAAUCUUAGCCCUCUCUACCGUUGAGCCCGGGAUGGUUCGUCUCUUGCCCUCACCAAAGCUUGCGACAGCUUAUUAUCUGCUUCGACCAUUCUUCACAACUAAGAACCCACCACCAGAGAAUCGCAGUGGUCCUGAAUGGGAGGACUAUCUUGCACCUGAUAACUGGAAGUUGCAAACAGAGCCUGAUUCCAUUAUUCAUGGGGCGGUUCCCGGUCACGCGCAAAGAAUUACUGAAACUUGGCAUCCUCAUCUGCAUCUAAGAAACAGCAUGAUCACGUUGCCAACUCUGCAGCCCGGCGACUACAUAUUCUGGCACCCGGAUCUCCCUUAUUACCUUUCCAGUAACAACUAUGGUCUCAAAACACCCAGUGGUAGUAAGAGUGAGGUAAGUAUGCUGGUGUACAUCCCGGCAGCUCCACUCACGCAAACAAAUGCACUUUAUCUCGCACGACAGAGGAAAGCAUUCCAAAGGGGCCACCCCGGACCCGACUUUGACUCCACUGGCAGGGGUGUUGUUGAAGAAGAUGCCGAAACUCGGCCCGGAGAAAAAGAAAUCGCUGAAGUCGGAGGCCCGUCCUCAUUACAGGCCAUGGGACUCGCUCCAUGGGAAGUCGCUGGCACUCGUUCUGGUACGCCACCUCCCGAAAAGUCGAAGGCCAAGAGCGAGGUAGAUUCCGAGAUGGACAUCGAUACCGAUAUAAAGAACUCUCCAAGCGCAUCACCAAACUCUCGAGCUGAAGCGGAAGUUGUGCGUUUAGCCAACAUCAUCCUUUUCCCUGAAAGAUCGAUGCUGGGGUAUUCUGUGUGA
Fusarium poae is the source of this 2517-nucleotide messenger RNA. RefSeq lists its product as uncharacterized. The coding region runs from base 1 to 2517 and encodes 838 amino acids. NCBI's taxonomy places the organism in Eukaryota, Fungi, Ascomycota, Sordariomycetes, Hypocreales, Nectriaceae. The transcript has a single exon. The record is from RefSeq and is a predicted model, not a curated record.